AUGGAUGACAUUUCGGUAGACUGCUCAUGGGCAGAUGCACAGCUGCAGCAGGACUCAAGUCUUGCUCUGCACCUUCCUCCGGAACUGAGGACUCAAAUCAUCGACGGACACGGCGAACGAUAUUUGAAGGCACUUUCCCAGGCUUCCCGACUCCCGCAAUGCACGGACAAGUUGUACGCGCUUUAUGAGCCUGCAUUUGUCGACAUUGCUGCCCGAUGGACGACUCUACAAUCUUACCAGCUGGGCGAUGCGAUUCUUACGGUUUCGACCUUGGCCCGGUUGCUUCCGUUUGCCCCAUACCUGAGGCCUCAUGCCUUCGAGAUCCUCGGAUCGCAAGCUCUACAGGACCUCCUAUCAAAACCUAUUCCAUCUGGCCACAGCAACAUCAAUAAUGACCAGCUCCUCGCGCUUCUUACGGCCGUCUUCCGUCUCCUCUCGUACAGACGCGAUGAUUUCGAGCGUUGUUUCCACCCCGUUUUCUUUACAUCUCUUCUUCGCCAUGAGUCAUUGCCCAUCCGCCAUCUGUCCGUCGAAUGUCUCUGUCUGGUCAUGCAUUUCGCCGAUGCCUUCUGUGACGACUUAUUGGCGAUGUACAUUGGCAAGCAGCCGGUGCUUGGUCGCUGGGAAGGAAUCAGUAUCGACUACAGAUUACUAAAACUCUGGGAGGAACGGCGAUGGAAGCAGGCCGAGGAGCAUAUACUAGAGACUAAUGUGAGGAGACUUGCCGAGCGCGGACGGCAUGAAGCAAAGCCCAUCCAGGAAAGCGACCUGCACGUGAGGGUGGCUCUUGUCGGUGGGGUGCUGGUCCCGCGGACGGAGAACGUGUCGGCUGGCCAAGGCACUUUCGUGCUCACGCCGAGUGCGGAAUCGAACCUAAGAUUGCUUGGUCAAGUCUUGCUCGAAGAGAAGCCCGUGCUUCUCGCCGGGCCGGCUGGUUCAGGCAAGUCGUCGCUUAUCGUUGAGGCUGCCAGAUUACUCAACAAACAAGAGUCUAUGAUCACGCUGCAUCUCAACGAACAGACUGAUGCAAAGUCAAUGAUCGGAUUGUACAUGUCCUCGUCAACAGGAGAUUCCUUUGUUUGGCAACCCGGUGUGCUCACCCGUGCGAUGCAACAAGGCAGGUGGGUGCUGAUUGAAGACAUUGAUCGCGCUCCAGCCGAGGUGUUGGGAGUUCUGAGACCAGUCAUCGAGAGCGGCUCUCUAUUCAUCCCCAAUCGUCGCCAAACCGUCAAGGCGGCGGAGGGCUUCCGACUUAUUGCGACAAUCAGAACUUCAGGCGAUGCUCCUUCGAGCAUCGCACCUCGGCACUCCUGGCUAACAAACACACGACUCUGGUCAGUAGUCACGGCUCGGAGCUACGAAAAUGAGGAGAUUGGUCUUUUACUAGACCAACGAUAUCCCGACCUGGCGUCGGUACGAGAGAUCAUACUGGAUGUACACCGACGGCUGGAUCUUUUGUACCGGGACAAUGCGGCGUUCAAGAUUGCUCAGAAUCGACUCCCUGCACUGCGAGAUCUCCUCAAAUGGUGCAAACGUAUUCAACAGCGGGUGUCUGGUCUGCAGCUCAAGCUCGCUACCAACCCAGUCCCAGAGAGUUUCCAAAUCGACGUGUUCAAAGAUGGCGCCAACUGCUAUGCCUCACACCUUAGCGACCCCUUCCUCUACAACAAAGUAGCUGAGUCGGUCGCCGAGGCUAUGAAUAUUGCUCCCCAGCAGAAAGACUUUUACCUUAAUCCGAUCGAAGACAUCAUUGCUGACACAGCCACGACGGUGAGGAUUGGCCGCAGUGUGCUGCCCAAGAUCUCUUCACGCCGCUCACAGGCUCGUAAACGACCCUUCGCCAAUACAGGUGCAGCACGCCGUGGCCUCGAGAAUGUUGCUGCAGGCAUUAGCUUUUCUGAAGCUUGCCUUCUUGUGGGCGAAACAGGUGUCGGUAAAACCUCGCUCGUUCAGCACAUUGCUUCUCUGGUCGGCCAGACCUUGCAUGUGGUGAACUUGUCUCAGCAGAGUGAGGUAUCUGACUUGCUUGGAGGUCUGAAACCUGUCACCACCAGGUCGUUGGUGUUGCCUCUGAUUGAACAAUUCAACAUCCUCUUCGACGAUACCUUCUCGGCGAGUCGAAAUAAGAAAUUCCAAGCCGCCGUGAACAAAGCCGUGACCAAGGAGAAUUGGUCAAGGUUGGCGAAGCUCUGGCAAGAGGCUGUCCAAAUGGCCGACAAAGCCUUAAAGAAGACCCUCAAGCCUAGUGCUGAGGCUGACGGUAGUGCUCCUGCGACAAAGCGUCGAAAGCUCGAAACUUCCAAGGUCGAGAACCUGAGACAGAGAUGGUCAGAGUUCAAUAACGCUAUCAAGCAAAUCCACGGCCAACUUGAGAAAGGGGACAAGAGUCACACUUUCACGUUCGUGGAAGGCAGGCUCGUUCAAGCAGUGCGUCAUGGUGAGUGGUUGUUGCUCGACGAAAUUAAUCUGGCAUCGUCAGAUACACUCGAUCACGUUGUUUCCCUACUGGGGGAUGUUGACGGGCAGAAGCCAUAUCUUCUCCUAACUGAGGCGGGUAAUGUCGAGAAGGUUGUGGCCCACCCAAACUUCAAGGUGUUCGCCGCGAUGAACCCUGCUACCGAUGCAGGCAAGAAGGAUCUGCCCCCAGCCUUGCGAUCACGAUUCACGGAACUUUAUGUGCAGUCUGGCGACGAUGAUGUCGACGACCUGGUCAAGAUUAUCCGGUCUUAUCUUGGCGACAACCUUGGCAGCGACAAGCGAGCCGCAUUAGACCUGGCUCGGACAUAUCAGGAAGUUCAGCACUUGAAUCAACAGCACCGACUGACGGACGGCGCUGGAGAUGCUCCGCAUUUCAGUAUUCGCUCCAUGGUACGUUGUCUGCUGUAUGUCAACCAACACAGCAAAAGUCAUGGUCUGCGGCGAAGUAUGUACGAAGGUUUCGCGAUGAGCUUCUUCACAGCAUUGAGUCGAGAGUCGGAAGCCCUGACAUUGCCUGUCGUUGAGAAGCAUCUGUUUUCGAACGUCAAGAACGUGAAGUCAUUUCUUGCUCAGCAACCUAAGCUUGCGCAUGCUCCAGGUGAGUUCAUCGCGUUCCGCCAUCAUCUCAUUGGCAAGGGGCCGAUGAGCCCUGACCUACAGCCGCAUUACAUUCGCACGUCUUCUGUGGAGAGGAACCUGAUGAAUCUUGCACGAGCCGCAUCAAUGCGUCGCUUUCCAAUUCUGCUGCAGGGACCUACCUCAGCUGGCAAAACAAGUAUGGUUGAGUAUUUAGCUAAGCUGUCUGGCAACAAGUUCGUCCGCAUUAACAACCACGAGCAUACCGACUUGCAAGAAUACCUCGGAAGCUACAUGUCUGAUAUAGACGGCAAGCUCCGCUUCAAGGAAGGUGUACUCGUCGACGCUCUACGUCAGGGCUAUUGGGUUGUGCUUGAUGAGCUCAAUCUUGCGCCAAGUGAUGUCCUAGAGGCACUCAAUCGCCUACUGGACGAUAACCGCGAGCUCCUGAUUCCAGAAACUCAAGAAAUUGUCCGGCCUCAUCCUAAUUUCAUGCUCUUCGCCACGCAGAACCCUGCAGGCAUGUAUGGCGGUCGCAAACGUUUGUCCAGGGCCUUCCGCAACCGCUUCUUGGAGAUUCACUUUGAUGACAUCCCCGAGGAUGAGCUCGAGGUGAUCCUGCGGGAACGUGCUCAAAUCGCCCCUUCUUUCUGCACUCAAAUCGUUGCGGUGUACAAGCGGCUGUCACUCCAGCGCCAGUCUUCCAGGCUCUUUGAGCAACGAAACAGCUUUGCCACUCUCCGUGACCUAUUCCGUUGGGCUUCCAGACCAGUCGAUGAUAGGCAGCAGCUUGCACAGCACGGCUUUAUGCUCUUGGGAGAGCGUGUCAGGGAGGCCUCGGAACGCGAAAUUGUCAAGAAUGCGAUAGAAGAGACAAUGAAGGUCAAGCUUGAUGAGGCAGCGUUGUACGGUACUAGUGCACUCUCUGACUCGAUACGCGAGACUUCUGGCAUCGUGUGGACUACAGCCAUGCGACGGCUGUUCGUCCUAGUCUCGGAGGCCUUGAAGAACAAAGAGCCGGUAUUGCUAGUCGGAGAGACUGGCUGCGGAAAGACGCAGAUUUGUCAAGUGGUUGCGACAGCCUUUGGUAGGCCCCUGAAUAUCUACAACGCUCACACCAACACUGAGACCGGCGACCUGAUUGGCUCGCAGCGUCCAAUUCGAUCGAGAGCGCAGAUGGCGGCGGACGUAAUUGAAAGCGUCCAGCCGCUUGUGAGUGUCCAGAUGAACGGAGCUCACACUGCAGCACUCGAUGCUGAUGACAUGAUCGCACGCUUUGCUCAGGUCGAUCAGUCCAAUGCAGAUCCAGAAUUGGUGCUGAAAGCAAAGCUGAGCAUCGGAGCAUAUCAAGCUCUUUUUGCUUGGAGCGAUGGAAGCCUCGUCCGGUCUAUGAAGAUUGGCGAGUAUUUCUUGCUGGACGAAAUCUCGCUCGCCGAUGACUCCGUUUUGGAACGCCUCAAUAGCGUGCUCGAACCUGCACGUACACUUGUACUCGCGGAGAAGGGGUCAGUUGACAAUGUAGUAGUGGCCCGGCCCGACUUUCAAUUCCUGGCUACCAUGAAUCCUGGCGGGGACUACGGCAAGCGAGAGCUAUCUGCAGCUCUUAGGAACCGUAUGACCGAGAUCUGGGUGCCGCCUCUCUCUCAGGAUGGUGAUGUGCUGCCUAUCGUCAAGGCCGUACUCGGCGACAGCAGUCAGCAUCUUGCACCACUAAUGCUCACGUUUACUGCAUGGUUCAAAUCAACCUUCCACAACUCAGCCAACACGACCAUUCCGCUUCGCGACUUGCUGACCUGGGCGAAGUUCGUCAACGCCGUGCCUGAACUUGGUCUCGAUGCGGCCUUUGUCCACGGAGCCGGCUUAGUGUUUGUGGACUCUCUCGGUGCAAAUCCCGCUGGCAUGACUACUCCAACCACAACCGAUGUGGCGAGCGCCCGUCGCUUAUGCAUUGAUUUUCUCCAGAGCCUAAUCGGCUCGAUUGAUGUCACGGCUUUGUACAACGCUAGACCAACAUUGACUGCUUCCGAUUAUGCUAUUGGUGUCGGCUCGUUUCAAUUACAGCGGGUACCAGGUGCUGUGGUCUCGACACCAGAACUGGUUUUCGAUGCACCCACCACGCUCAAGAACACCAUGCGGAUUGUCCGUGCGCUACAACUCGAUAGACCGAUUCUACUGGAGGGUAAUCCUGGCGUCGGCAAAACUGCGAUCGUCACGGCAUUGGCACAAGCCGUUGGCAAGCCCUUUACAAGGAUCAACCUGUCUGAUCAGACCGAUCUUAUGGACCUUUUCGGUGCUGACGCCCCGUCCGAGAAUGAGAGCCUAGGCAAAUUCUCCUGGAAGGACGGCCCGUUACUUCAAGCUAUGCAGACCGGUGGGUGGGUACUGCUUGACGAGAUGAAUCUGGCCUCGCAGUCCGUGCUUGAAGGGCUUAAUUCUUGUCUCGACCAUCGCAAGGAAGCGUAUAUUGCCGAGUUGGAUAAGACUUUUACCUGUCAUCCUGGCUUUAAGCUCUUUGCUGCUCAGAAUCCGCAUCAUCAGGGUGGUGGUCGCAAAGGCUUGCCGGCUUCAUUUGUCAAUCGCUUCACGGUUGUGUACGCCGACCCAUUCCUGGAGCAGGACUUGAUGGCAAUUUGCCGUGUGAAGUACCCUCAUGUUAGCGAGAGUCAGCUUGCCACGGUUGUGCGAACUGUUGCGGCGGCUGAUGAUCUGAUGCAACACGGCUCGGCUUUCUAUCAAGGCGGCCCGUGGGAAGUCAAUCUACGAGAUGUGAGUCGCUGGCUGGCACUUUGUGAGAAGCGACCGAAGUUCGACCCCAUGUAUCAUUUCGACACCGUGGUUCGCCAACGCUUUCGCAGUGUAGCGCAAGCGACUCCCUUGUCGAUUCUGGAGAAGCAGGUCACAGGUGACCCGCCCUUUGUGAGCUCCUACAGCAGACUUACUAGCCAGGCGCUUCAGAUUGGUACCGCGAUACUGAGACGCUCAAUUACAGACCAACAUCUCGGCACUUUAUUCAGCAUCCGACCAAAACAGCUACCUCAGGCCAAGUCUAUCAUCAGUGCUGUGGAGCAUGGCUGGCCAGUUAUUGUUACUGGGCCCGCCGACAGUGGCAAGACUGAGCUUAUCAGGUUCCUGGCUGCUGUGAGCGGCAAUGAGCUCGUCGAGAUUUCAAUGAAUGCUGAUAUUGACACUAUGGAUCUGCUUGGCGGAUUUGAACAGUAUGAUUCUAAGCGCGACCUCGAAACUGUCAAGGGUGAACUAUCGAGAAUCCUCUCUCGAGCUUGUCAAGAAGGACUCAUGCUAGCAAAUUCUCAGGUACCCAUGGGCGAGAUCGUGAGCGCAUGGCAAAUGUGUCAAUCUCCACUUGUUGACGCUGCAGUGCUUCUGUCAGCGCUCUCUUCCUUGGCGAAGUACGAACAGAUCGAAGGAUGCAUAAAGCAGCUGCAGGGGAUUCUCAACUCAGACCAGGACGGUCGAAGCCAGUUUGUGUGGAAUGAUGGUAUACUGAUUGACGCCAUUCAAAGCGGCUCGUGGGUUGUGCUCGACAAUGCAAACCUCUGUAAUGCCUCUGUCCUCGACCGACUCAAUUCCCUACUUGAGCCAGAUGGACAUUUGGUGAUCAGUGAACAGCAUGGCAGCGACGGAGGUGUACGGACGAUUACACCACACCCGAACUUCCGGAUCUUCCUGACCAUGAAUCCGAAGAGUGGCGAACUGUCGCGAGCAAUGCGGAAUCGGUCUCUUGAAGUCUACCUCGAUUCAAGUGACGAGGCUUUGGGAAUGUCGAGAACUUUGACAUAUCCUGUCGCAUCGAAAAUGAGCCGCUUACGCGACCUUUGUGCACAAGAACAACUGCCACACCUUCACGCCUUCGCAGACAACAUUGCCUUUGAGGAUGCGGAGCUGAUCACUGCUUCGUCUAAUGAGGAAAACACGAGUGACAUCUUCAAGGCUCUGGAACCAGUCAUUCGCCAUCAGCUGACACCAUCCAGCAGCUUUUGGGAUACACCGGUUCAGCUACAGGCCUUGGCCGAUGAAAAUCAAGGCCCUCUUGCACAGAUCAAUGCACAGCCCCAGUUUCUGCUUGUCAAUGAACCACUAUUUGGCGGUUGUGUCCAGCAAUCUCGUUUGGAACAGCUGCGCGACGCUGCUAAUCAAUGGCAGCUGCGCAAAUAUCUCACAAGAGUCUCUGUGCAAUUGGACCAUUCCGUCCAGCGAGCAAGCUCGCUCGUUAUGAAAGAGCUCACGGCGUUGGAUCGCUCCGCGCUUGUGUUACAGAAGAAAAAGACGAAAGUUCCAGACACACCCGCCGUUUUCCCAUUUGCGGAGGCUCUGCUCAAGCAACUCUUUCGGUCUUUGAAGGGCAUGAAAGGAAUGCCGACGGGUUAUAUGAGCAAGUCCACGGUCACAGCGGUUGCGCAUUUCUUGCUAGAUUUCGUUGAUCUCGCACAUGAGAGAAGCGUCGAUCCCGCACGCGUACAAGCCUACCUGCAGAUUGGCCACGACAUUGCGCUGCAACUUUUUCAGAGUGACAAUCAAUUAGCACAUGGCUUCCAACAAAGCCUACAGCACUUCGAUCUUGUGAUGUCAAAGUAUGGCCGUGGGUUGCAACGUUUCUGGGAAAGCUGGGGGUCUCAAGUACCGGAAAGCCUAGAGCAGCUAGAGAUCAAGCUGGCUCUCGAAGAUCUUCUGGUCCGCUUUGAUCGAGCGAUCGAGACUCUGCCGCAGUCGAGGGCCGAUAUGGGACUGGUCAAGAUGAGACUCCUCGACGCAGCUAACAGUAGCUGGGCCCUACCCGGCGCAGAUCAAGCUGUGGCCAGGUUUUCCGAAAGCAUUGGGGACCUCGAACGUCAGGCCGUCAGUGGCAACGCAGCCAAGAUCUACUUUGUUGACGUGUUUGAGCAGUUGUUGUGUCGGCUCCAGCUUGGGCAUGUGCUCAUAGCCAACCCUAGGAUGCUUUCGCUGCUCCCUUUCGUACAGGACAUGUCGCAAAUGGCCUCGCUAUCUGACGGUAAGCAUGAAGCAUCGGAAGCUCUCGCACAGCUCGCUGCGGUAAAGGGCAUGGUGGACGAAGAGGGUACCAAUCUGGCAUCUGAAGUGUUCUCAAAGCUCUCAACAAUCAAGUUGCAGCCUAUUCGGGCACUCGAUCAUCUCAAAGAGGAGCUGCUGCAGAUAGCGCAGACCUUUGCCUCAUCGUCGAGCUUGAUGACAAGAAGCAUGCUUGAUGAAGUUGCGAAGCGUGCCACAACUGUUUGCGCUGCAAUGCUGGACAGUCACCGGCAUUUGCUCUCUGACACGGCAUGUGCUUGCAUCAACUCGACCGAGGCUUCUGAUUUCGAUCGUCUGGCGAACUUGACAACAGAGGGAGUUUUCAUUGCUUCAGGCCAGAAUAUGUGGCUGGCCGACAUUUACGAUGCACAUUUCAGGCCAGCUAUCGCCCUUUUGGCUUGUCAUGAUCAUCGUGCGGAUGGUAUUGGAACAGCUCUUGUCCAUCUUGCUGCUGCCGCUCUAACUCUCAUUGUUCCGGACAAACCAUUCGACCCAGCGCUAUUGCCUCGAAUUGUAUCUGAGAGGCAUGUAGCAAGACGGGCUGAGCUUCAGCAGAGGAUUGCUUCACAGAUCAAUUUCAACCAAAAGACCUCAGGGCAGGACUCUAGCCUUGUAAGUCGGCUGCUUGAGCAAGAUCUGAAGGCUCUGGGUCCUGCCCCCCAUGUCAUGCUCGUGGCACGUCCGAAGGUGUCAAGCCUCGCAAGAGUGCACGAGGAGUUCUCGCUCAUAAUCCGGACUGUAUUACAGGGCACAGCUGUUCAUGACCUUCUGCGAGAGUCUCGUGGUGAUGAUCCCGAGAUAUUCCAUACGGAAGCUACCAAAUUUAGGGCUGCCAUAGAGCGCAUUGGCGAACGGCUCAACUCGAUUGAUCGUGCAUACGACGAUAUCGUCGUGCCCGUCAAGCAGCUACUACAGGUCCUUGGCGUCGGCAUCGAGCUUGUCGUUUCCGGUCAGGGCUCUCACGGACCGAAGAAGGCUGUGUCCAAUGCUGUUGUCCAUCUUCCUCUUAUGGGGCCCACGCCUCGCAGCGUUGAACAAUGGUCGCUGCAAAAUCUGAAGAAGAGUGAAUUCGAGCGGUUAGAGUGGAUCCGUCAUUUCGGACUGGGCGCAGCUCUGGAGAGCAAGCGCUCAAUAGCGCAGACCGGCGCCCGACUCGAUGAGUAUCUUACCGUCGUCGAUUCGUUCUACGUACAGUGGAAGGAGCGGCUGAGAGAAGACCAAGCCGAAGCUGAGACCAAGUCUCGAUACUACGCAUAUCGAGGCGGUGGGGAUGAGGAUACCGAUGCUGAACAACGAGAGAUGGCAGAGUUGUUUCCUGUCUUCGAAGACGCGUUUGAGAUGGACGAGCAAGCCUCUCCUGGGGUGUCCACCGACAACAGAAACAUUGCUCAACAACUGGCCUACAGCCACAACCUACUUUUCGGUAGCAGCCCGAGCUCGGCCCCGAGUGUACGCGAUCACGUUCAUUCAGUGCUGCAAGAACUCAGCCGCCGAGCGGAUGGCAUCUCGGUCCCUUUGCGUCAGAGCCUUCCUGCUAUGCUCCUGCAGAUGGAAAAGGAGACGCAGUUACUGGAGGAGCUGGACCGAGACAAGCUUUUCAACAUAUAUGCUGAUCCUAACAUCCGAGAGGUGCGCCAACUGCAGAAGCUGCUCCGGGCUGUCGAAGAGCGUUUCAGGGAGCUUGCGGCACGCUGGCCUGAACAUGCCAUUCCAACGGACGUUCUCGCUAUCUGUCAAGAGCUGAUGAGCUUCAAGCUGAACGAACCGUUGGCUAAACUACUCACCAAGACUGAGAAAUUACUUGAGGCCGUCGCCCAGUGGCAGAGCGUCGCUAGUCGUGAGUGGUCUGUGCUAGGACUGGUAGAAGAAAUCACAGCUCUGAUCAUUAGCUGGCGGCGACUCGAGCUGUCGUCGUGGUCAAGUUUGCUCGACCUAGAGAAAAGAAAGCAUGACGACAAUGCUGCUUCAUGGUUCUUCAUCGCCUACGAGUCUAUCGUCUACAAUUCACGAGCUAUUGUUGAUCAGGGUGGCGACCUCCAUGCAUACUGCAAUGAGCUUAUCAAGACUUUAGAGGAGUUCCUGAGGAGUGCGACGCUGGGUCAAUAUAUUCCACGGCUGACUCUUCUUCAAGGCUUUGGGGUCAUGCUUCGGGAGCUCAGUCGCGAGAACGACAAGCUUGUCCCCAUCGCAACAUGUGUAACGAAUAUCGUUCAGCACUAUGAACGGUACGGCGGUCACAUCGAGAAGACAAUGCAGACUAGUCGAGCAGACCUUGAGAAAGCGAUCACCGAACAGAUCAAGCUCGCCAGCUGGAAGGACACCAAUGUCACGGCACUGAAGGACAGUGCUCGGAGAUCGCAUCACAAGCUGUUCAAGAUAGUCAGGAAAUACCGCGCCCUUCUCAAUCAACCUAUUAGCAGCCUCAAGUCGGAAGAAUUACAAGACGAGAUGCCAGCACCAGCGGGUGAGGUACCUCCACCGGAGCAAAGCAACUUGCAACCUGCACUCGAAGUUUGCAGCCAGAAAAUCUUCGAAUGGCAAUUGCGACCGGAGCGCCUGCGAAACCCUACGGUAGCCGCUGCCGGCAUGAGACGGAUAUACACUGCACAAGAGGGAUCACUGGAUGUCCGACUAGAACUUAACAGCUUCAGAGAAGACCUUGGCAAGUCCAUCAAGGAGCUGAGAAAGGAGACUCCCUCAACGCUCACCGAAGAGAAUACUGCACUGGUCAAGCACUUGCGCGAACGCAAGCGUAGGCUCUUGGCUGACACCAUCAAAGACGUCUCCCAUAUGGGCAUUCGGCGGAAUCUCGCGACGGGUGAAUUGCAGCAACAGGCUUCACUCGCUGCUAUACUCUCGGCCGUCACGCCUCAGAGCAGUGUAAGACUGCUGCCGUCCACGGUCGACCAAGCCUUCCACGAAGUCCUCGACGCGAUGCCCACGGCUCGCAAUGCGUUGACUGAGCAUUCACCGGACCUCACGGAUGGUGAGAUAAGGCGUGGCAUCGGUCUGCUCGAGGGCUUGCUCUCGCACAGCAUCAAACAGCGAGAGGAGGUUUUGAAGUGCAACGCCGACUUGGAACGGCUGAAGAACGUACAAUCGAUGAUGUCGGAUCUGUGUGUUGCUCCAACAUCGAUUCGCACCGUUGCUACAGAAGUUUCAGGAGACGCCGAUCUUCGGUUGAGGCUCAAAUGGCUUCCAUCAAUCCUUGGACUUGCUGUGGAGGUACUGCAAUUCCAGGCUAACGCUGGGAAGCUGGACGUUGAAAGUCUGAUCAGCACCCUGCAAGCUGCUGCAGAUGACAUUCGUGGUUUUAAGGAAGCAUUCGCGGAACUGCGGACGUAUCCCAACGGACUUAUGGCGCAACGCAAUGAGGACCUGAAGCAAGAAAUCUGGCACCGGCUACAGGAGCUCGGAGUGAGUUUUCAGCAAUGGCAUGAAUCGGAGCCGAAUGUUGGAUAUCUGAUCGACCAGCUUCUCCCAUGGACCGUACGAGCUGAUGAACCAGUCAAUGGCACGACGACAGCUGGCAUCAACCAUCUCUCGCUCAACAGCAUCGAUCGGACCAUUCGAGACGCCACCGACACAGUCUUUGUAGCAUUGCAGCAACUGACCACAGUCAAAUCGAGGGCUGUGGCGGAUACUGAGGAUGCUGGUUGGCUGGUGCAGAACGACAAGCACUUCAAGGAGUCUAUACGAGCUCUGCAUCUGCCUGAAAUCGCGGAGAAGCUUUCUGGAUCGCUCGACAACCUACAGCAUCUCCAGCAUGAGAACCUGCCGCUCGCCGCUUCGCUGGUCGCGGUUGCAAGUCCGAUUUUCGAGCAAUUCUACCUUAUUUCAAAGCACGCAAUUGACAAGCAAGUGGCGGUACAUGUGCAGACAACACAGGUGGCCUGCUUCCUGGCGAAGACCUUCGCUACCGUUGCUCGAGAAGGAUUCUGUACUCCAUCUGAGCCAUCUGACGGUCAGGAACAGGCUGGUAAACUCGAAAGCGGCACGGGCCUGGGGGAGGGUGAGGGCGCGGAGGAUAUCAGUAAGGAUGUCGGAGCGGACGAGGACCUCUCGGAAUUUGCACAAGGCGAAAAGGGGGAUCAGGAGGACGAGAUUGAGGGUGCUGACGAUGCUGUCGACAUGGGUGCGGAUGAUCUCGAGGGUCAGAUGGGUGAUGCUGGCGAGAGACAAGAGGACGGCGACGAGAGCGGGAGCGAAGGUGAAGAAGGCGACAUGGACGAGGAGACCGGCAGCGUGGACGAUCUUGACCCGAAUACGGUCGAUGAAAAGAUGUGGGAUGAGGCGCAGAAGGAGGGUGAAAAGGACGAGAAGGAGUUGAAGGGCGAGAAGCAGCAGGGUGAGAAGACUCAAGAACAGACUGAAGCGGGUGAAGAGCGAGAAGAGGGCGAGAAUGAAGGAGAAGUCGAUGAAGGUGAGGCUGGUGAGGAGCUCGAGGAAGAUGACCAGGCGGGUGAGGGGAAGGCUGAGGCAGAACAUGCUGAUCCUCAUCUACAGGAGGAGCAAGCUCUGGAGCUGCCGGAAGAGUUGCAGCUUACUGGCGAGGAAGAGGGCAAGAGUGAUGGUGAAGAUGAUGAAGAGAUGAACGAGUUAAGCGACGUUGAGCAGCCGCCAGUGGAUGAAGGUAUGCCGGAGGAAAUCGAUAGUGUGGAUCAACCAGAUCGUGAGGAGCAGAAGGCGACGGAUGAGCAGGGCGGCGAGCAAGACGAGCAGGACGACGAUGUUGAGGGCAAGGCUCAGGAUGAUGACAUCGUGGAGGAUCAGUUAUCUGAAGGCGCUGAGGAUCAAGAGCAGGAGCAUGAGCAGCGCGAUGGUGAGAUGCAGCUUGAUGUGGACGAGCAGGACGGCGGUGAGAAGGGCGCCGCCAAUCAGCUUCAAGACGACGUCAAUCCUGAGCAGAGCACCGAAGGUCAGAACCAGGUCGAGCAGGCACAAGAUGACAAGCAGGCCCAAGGGGCCACUUCUGCGGACAAUGACGAUCAGGGCGAGUCUGGCAAGGGCGUUGUGGAGCGUGGUCGGGGCCGAGACGACAGCAACCCACAGCGGCAGCAGAAGGAGGCGCUGCGCAAAUUGGCCGAUGUACUCGAGCAGUGGCAUCAGCGGCGAGAGAUUUUGGAUCCCGCCGAAGAGAAGCAGGAGGCGAGGGCUGAGCAGGAUUUCGAUUUGGAUAUGAAGGAUGCAGACUUUGAGCAUCUCGAUGAGGAGGAGGACGAGGGAGAUGCUCAGGCACUUGGUGCCGCAGACGCCGGACAGACGCAGAACGUGGACUUGAGCAAGGCUAUCCAGGAUGAAGAGGCGCCGGUGGAAGAUGAUUCCGCCAUGCCGGACAUUCAGGACCUCGAGGAGGAGCAAGAACAGGCCACGGAGCGGCUCAAUCGGCUGCAGGCGAAUGCGGAUGCAAAUGCAGGCGCUGAGAGGCGGGAGGAUGGUGCUUUUGUUCCUGAUCAAGACCAUCGUCGCCAGCAGGGGGGCCAGGAGGGCGUCAACGAUGAGUCUGACGUUUCCGACACGGCUGACGGAGUCCAACAGUUGGCUCUUGAGACCGCACCGCCUUCGCCACCUACCUCCUCAGCCGAUGCAGCUCAACUGUGGAACUACUGCUCCACCAUCACGCACCAAUUCGCGCUCAUUCUCACGGAGCAGCUGCGCCUUAUUCUCCACCCAACCACUGCGACGAAGCUGCGAGGCGAUUUCCGCACGGGCAAGCGCCUGAAUCUCAAGCGGAUCAUCCCGUACAUCGCCUCGGGCUACAAGCGCGACAAGAUCUGGAUGCGGCGCAGCGUGCCGAGCAAGCGAAACUACCAGAUCUUGCUCGCGGUGGAUGACUCAAAAUCAAUGGCGGAGAGCGGCGCGGAUCUGCUGGCGCUGCAGACGACGGCGCUGCUCUGCAAGUCGCUCGCCAUGCUCGAGGUUGGCGAGGUGAGCGUCGUCGGCUUCGGCGAGCAGGAGAAGGUCACAGUGGCGCACCCGUUCGGCAGCGUGUGGUCCAGUGAGGCGGGCGUGAGUGUCUUUGAGAAACUCGGGUUCCGCCAGCAAGGGACGAAUGUUCGGCGACUGGUCAGGCAGAGUUUGGACAUGCUCCGCGACGCGAGGCUCAAGGCGCCGGGCGGCGGGGACGAGCUCUGGCAGCUGCAGAUCAUUGUGUCGGACGGGCAUUGCAGUGACCAUGACGAGAUCCGAAGGUUGGUGCGCCAGGCGAAGGAGGAGAGGGUUAUGAUCGUCUUUGUCAUCCUGGACAAUAUCAACAAGGCGCUUGGCUCGGGGCAGCGGUUUGUCACCACGUCCGAUGCUGCUGCUGCUACUGCGACCGGCGGGCGGCAGGAUGCGUCGAGGGAAAUCAACCAGGACCGCACGUGCGAGAGUAUCCUCGACCUCAAGGAGGCGGUGUUUGAGGAAGGGCCGGACGGGCAGAUGAAGGUGGUCACGCGCCGGUACCUGGAGAGGUUCCCGUUCGAGUACUACCUCGUGGUGAGGGAUGUUCGGGAGUUGCCUGGUGUGUUGGGGCGGUGUUUGAGGGGGUGGUUUGCUGAGGUUGAGGGCCGUUAA
Messenger RNA from Cyphellophora europaea CBS 101466, 14655 nucleotides. RefSeq lists its product as uncharacterized. Gene Ontology annotation, cellular component: preribosome, large subunit precursor; nucleus. Lineage: Eukaryota; Fungi; Ascomycota; Eurotiomycetes; Chaetothyriales; Cyphellophoraceae. Gene Ontology annotation, molecular function: ATP hydrolysis activity; ATP binding. Gene Ontology annotation, biological process: ribosomal large subunit assembly; rRNA processing. The transcript has a single exon. The record is from RefSeq and is a predicted model, not a curated record. The coding region runs from base 1 to 14655 and encodes 4884 amino acids.